Molecule: messenger RNA, 1570 nt
Organism: Dissoconium aciculare CBS 342.82
Lineage: Eukaryota; Fungi; Ascomycota; Dothideomycetes; Mycosphaerellales; Dissoconiaceae
Product: acyl-CoA N-acyltransferase
Exons: 2
Coding region: 339-1079 (246 amino acids)
Cellular component (GO): cytoplasm
Molecular function (GO): aralkylamine N-acetyltransferase activity
Source: RefSeq, a predicted model, not a curated record
AGCCCAUUGAAGAUUCGAAGUGCAAUCGAUGUCAGCUGUUAUGCAGCUCGAGGUAUUUCCUGCAAGAUACAUUGCCCUGACUGCCGGACAUACGCUUGCCCGUGCUCGUGACAGUCCACUAUUCUAGCCAGGUCUGGAUCAACCUACGACAGUACCUCAAAGUUCCUCGGAGCGAAAACCUCGGCAUAGCAACCUCUGAGGGUAGACCGACAGCGAUUGGGUCCAUAGUCGAAUUGAAUAUCUCAAGGUUACAACGUCAAGGCACCGAUUGACGCUCCAGCGCCUGUCAGAUCGAAGAAGAAAAAGAAUAAGCCGCUGGAGAAAGAUCACACGUCAUAAUGACUCUGAGCACAGUAUCCUCCGAAACCGACCCAACUCACACCCUACAGGGUGACAAUGCUGCUUCUCGCCAGAGCCGGACAUACUCAUUGCGUCCCUUCAUACAGACUUUGACGGUAGCAGAUGUGGAGAGCUGUACUAUGCUUGAGCAUGCUGCCUUUCCACCAGCAGAGCAAGCGUCGCAGGAAAUUAUUCAAUACCGCCUCUCCCACUGCAACGAGCUCGGUCUAGGUCUCUACACCUCGCAGAUUGAGCCAGACCUGGAACGCAGCCUCGGAGCAUCUGACACCGAUACAUUGGACGGAUCUUUGGCAACGUCGCAGAACCCCAAGCUGAUUGGGCAUGUCAUAUCCACUCUUUCCACAGCUUCCGUGGUCCUUGAUCAAGCCAUGUCAAUGCCGCGCCCGUCUUCGGCCGUAAUAUCCUCAAGCCAGGGCUCCUCGGUGCCGACGCCGAGUGGAGUCACACCACCAUCAGGCCAUGAGCCCCACGGCCGGACCCUCUGCAUCCACAGCCUCGCCGUUCUUCCAGCUUAUCAACGUCUUGGGCUCGCGACAAUGCUUUUUGAGACAUAUCUCAAGCGUAUGGCCUCACAGGAUCUCGCAGAUCGUGCAGCGCUGAUUGCACAUGAGCACCUAGUGCCGUGGUACGAAACAUUCGGUUUUGUCAGUCAGGGUCCGAGCCAAGCACAGCAUGGAGGUGGUGGAUGGAUCGACAUGGUACUCGAGUGGAAACAGUGAGUUCGCGGUGGAACAUGAUGCAUUGAUACAUCGCGCUAUUCUCGCUACAUGAAUCAACGGGCCAAGUACAGUCGUCGACGAAGCACUCUCAUCUGAACCUGCGCCAAGAAUUGAAAAUAUUCAUGCCAACGCCGAGGUACGCUGCCACACUGCUUCCUCACUCAGAGUCUGGAGGAUCAUGCACAAGUUCGGGAUUGCAAGGCAUUCCGAUGUGGGAUCAGCAACAUUAGUGCUUACUCUUUGAUCGGCUACGGUACAUUUUGACGAAGAGUGUAGAUUCGAUCCUGAAUUGUUAGAUCCGUGGCGCAAUGUGGCUGUUUUUGUGCGCGCUCGGGCGCAGGUAGUUGACGGCUGAACGUCACCUGAAGCUUUCCGAGCCCCACUUGGCGUCAAUUCAACCGAUGUGAUGUGCACGCUUCCGGGUUUACAUUCGUGCAGAUCUCAGAAAACAUGGAACACGUACUUAUAUCCAAAGCCCCUGUUUGCCAAAA